Molecule: messenger RNA, 593 nt
Organism: Rhodamnia argentea
Lineage: Eukaryota; Viridiplantae; Streptophyta; Magnoliopsida; Myrtales; Myrtaceae
Product: protein MHF1 homolog
Exons: 4
Coding region: 81-506 (141 amino acids)
Biological process (GO): replication fork processing; resolution of meiotic recombination intermediates
Cellular component (GO): FANCM-MHF complex; Fanconi anaemia nuclear complex
Molecular function (GO): protein heterodimerization activity; chromatin binding
Source: RefSeq, a predicted model, not a curated record
UGGCGCUUUUUUUCUUCUGGGUUUCCCGCUCUUUCCCAUUCCGAAAGAGAGGAGGAAGACGACCCAGGCGCUUUCGUCUCAUGGAGACGGAGAGAAGAACUGCUGCGGCCGAGGGUCAGGAUAUGGAAGGCGAGUUCGAUCCGGCGCGAGAGGUGUCCAGAGAUCGUUUCCGGCUCUCCUCCAUCUCCAUCGCCCAUGCUCAAGCCCGGCGAAGUGGCUUGGAGAUCGCGGAACCUGUAGUUGCCUGCCUCGCCGAUUUGGCUUUCCAAUUCUCAGAACAGUUGGCUAAGGACCUCGAGCGUUUUGCUCACCAUGCUGGGCGUAAGUCUGUUAACAUGGAAGAUGUCAUCCUCUCUGCACAUAGGAAUGAACACCUGGCCAUCUCAUUGCGGUCCUUUUGCGAUGAGCUCAAACUGAAAGAACCCCAGUCUCUGAAGAAGCGUAAAAAGUUACCAGGAAAAGAAGCCAAAGCUACUACCAGUGUGCUACACAUUUCCGACCUGUGAAUCGGAGGUUUUUACAUGCAGAUUGUUCUUUUAGCAAUUGAAGCAUGCAACGGAAAAGAUACUCGAAGCAAACACGUUUAUAGAAAG